CCAUGGUAAAAACAGUGACGAUGAUUGGGACAUCAAUUAAACGAAAAUUUUCUACACGCUUAUCACUCUGAGCUCCAGCGAAAUUCCCUCUCAAAAAUUUCAAUCCAGAAAUGGUUGCGUUCGGGGUCUUCGCGAGGUCUUUGACGCACCACUGCUUGAAAAAAUCGAACCCCAAUCAACCAUCGCUAAGCUUGAUCAUCUCUCGGAAUUUCUCAUCCAAGUCGCAUACAUGGCAGUACCAGAGUCUCAGAACUCUCAUUUUGGAGACCGCCUCUUCCGAGUCAGUCCGACUGAACAGACUCUCCGACUCUGAUUCCGGAAUUGUUGAGGUUAGGUUGGAGAGGCCAGGAGCCAAAAACGCGAUCGGGAAGGACAUGCUGAGAGGCUUACAGGAGACCUUUGAAGCAAUUGAAAGGGAUCCCUCUGCUAAUGUUGUGAUGAUUUGCAGUUCAGUUCCAAGAGUCUUUUGUGCUGGGGCUGAUUUGAAGGAGCGCAAGACAAUGAAUCCCUCUGAGGUUCAUUUGUUUGUCAACUCGCUUCGCUCAACAUUCUCAAUUUUAGAGGCCCUUUGUCUUCCUACUAUCGCUGUUAUUGAAGGCGCAGCAUUGGGUGGUGGACUAGAAAUGGCUCUAUCAUGUGAUCUUCGGAUAUGUGGAGAAGAUGCAGUAUUAGCCUUGCCAGAAACAGGACUUGCUAUAAUCCCUGGGGCAGGUGGGACACAACGACUACCUAGAUUGGUUGGGAAAGCAGUAGCAAAGGAACUUAUAUUCACUGGUCGGAAGAUUGGUGGCAGAGAUGCAAUGUCCAUGGGUCUUGUGAAUUACUGUGUUCCCGCUGGUGAAGCUCAUCGAAAGGCUCUUGAAAUUGCUCGGGAUGUAAAUCAGAAGGGUCCAAUAGCGAUAAAGAUGGCUAAAAGGGCUAUCAACGAGGGAGUUGAGAUGGAUAUGGCAUCGGCUUUGGCAUUGGAAGAAGAGUGCUAUGAGCAGCUACUGAACACAAAAGAUCGCCUGGAAGGCUUAACGGCGUUUGCUGAGAAGCGGAAGCCAAGGUAUUCCGGUGAAUAAAAUGAAAAGAUAUUUUUGCUUUCUUUGGGCUGUUUUCUCACCUAAGUUGCUGUUUGGGCGUUUUUACUGAAGAAGGAAACCUUGCCCAGAUUCUGAUCUUAUUUUAUUCUCUGAUUUAUUUUCAUUACUCACUCUCGUAUGGUAAAAAUAUCAAGGAAUAAGGCAGUUUUUUCUUCA
Molecule: messenger RNA, 1241 nt
Organism: Alnus glutinosa
Lineage: Eukaryota; Viridiplantae; Streptophyta; Magnoliopsida; Fagales; Betulaceae
Product: probable enoyl-CoA hydratase 2, mitochondrial
Exons: 8
Coding region: 111-1064 (317 amino acids)
Biological process (GO): fatty acid beta-oxidation
Cellular component (GO): mitochondrion
Molecular function (GO): enoyl-CoA hydratase activity
Source: RefSeq, a predicted model, not a curated record